Messenger RNA from Dovyalis caffra, 771 nucleotides. NCBI's taxonomy places the organism in Eukaryota, Viridiplantae, Streptophyta, Magnoliopsida, Malpighiales, Salicaceae. The record is from the annotation of a GenBank genome assembly.
AUGGCCAUCAGAGAGGACAUAGAGAAUGGUCAUGAUGGUGCGCCCGAAGAUGGAAGAGAACCACUCAUGCCCAAGAAUUUAUCCGAUGAAGAAGGAUAUGUUUCUCAGCAUAGCAGCAAUAAUACUGGUACUGCUUGGAUGGUUUACCUCAGCACAUUUGUUGCUGUUGCUGUUGGUGCAAUGGUCGGUGCAAUCACAAGUGGUCCGUUUUCUGAUUAUAUUGGUCGGAAAGGGGCGAUGAGAUUUUCUAGCUCCUUCUGUGUUGCAGGAUGGCUUGCCAUUUGCUUUGCUAAGGGCCCUUGGGCAUUGGACAUUGGAAGAUUGGCAACAGGAUAUGGAAUGGGAGCCUUGUCUUAUGUGGUACCUGUUUUUAUAGCUGAAAUUGCACCCCAAAACCUUAGAGGAACAUUAACAACUGUGACUCAGCUUAUGGCUGCAUCUGGAGUGUCUGUUGCAUUCAUAAUUGGGACAGUACUGCCAUGGAGAGUUUUGGCAUUAACGGGUAAGGCAAUGAAGGGACGUGAAAAAGAGUUUGAAACCACAUUACAGAAACUUCGUGGCAGGGCUGCUGAUAUAUCUUACGAGGCAUCUGAAAUCAAGGAUUAUAUAGAAAGUCUGGAAAAGCUCCCAAAAGCCAGACUGCUAGACAUAUUCCAAAGAAGAAACCUGCACUCAGUCCUUGUUGUGGUUGUUGCCUUCAGCACAACCAUAGUAGAUAAAGUUGGAAGAAAGCCUCUUUUACUGGUAAAGAAUGGUUCACGUCUCAGUUAG